Messenger RNA from Magnolia sinica, 726 nucleotides. RefSeq names its product DNA polymerase zeta processivity subunit. The coding region runs from base 64 to 696 and encodes 210 amino acids. NCBI's taxonomy places the organism in Eukaryota, Viridiplantae, Streptophyta, Magnoliopsida, Magnoliales, Magnoliaceae. Gene Ontology annotation, cellular component: zeta DNA polymerase complex. The transcript is spliced from 5 exons. The record is from RefSeq and is a predicted model, not a curated record.
UUUUGGAUUUGGAGCAGAAAAGCGAACCAAAAGGAUUUGAAACGGAAGCCCUCCUUUCUUUCCAUGGAACGCAGAGGAGACCACCAAUCUCUCCAUAACCAAACUCCUCGAAUUCUGAUCGAAUUCCUCGAAGUCGCCAUAAACUCCAUCGUGUUCCUCAAAGGGCUUUAUCCUCCAGGAGCAUUUGAAAGGAGACGUUACAUGAACAUUGUUGUACAGAGGGCCAGGCAUCCACAGCUCAGUGACUACAUCCAUUCUGCGGUAGCCGGCCUCCAACCUUUUAUUCAGAAGGGAUUGGUGGAGAGGGUGGCGGUCAUCUUCUAUAACAAGGAGCAUAUCCCAGCUGAGAGAUUUGUAUUCAAGCUUUCGGUGAACCUGUCAUAUGGCUCAAAGGUGGAAGAAACUGGUUUAGAGUUUGCUCUGCGGUCGUUCUUGAUUAAGCUAUCGGUGGCUGAACCCCUUACUAAAGCUCUCCCACAUGAUUGCAGCUGGGAGAUCACGGCAUAUGUCCGUUCUCUUCCUGAGGAAGGCAACAAGGAAACACAGCUUUGGAUUCCGACCGACACGAAGCAGUGGCAACAGCCUCCAUUGAUUACACCGAUCAAGUCGAUGAGCAGUGAACCUUUGUGUGUGCAAUUGUAUUUGGAGCACCCCAGUCAAUCUGAACCAACGGUUCCCGUUGGCAAUGAUGAAUAAACUGGUCCCAGCAUUUCGGCCAUUCAUCAA